GGGAGAAUCCUCGUGACGAGAUCGCUCGAUAAAGGCGGCGCUCCGGGGUUUGACAAUUUUAAAACAGAACAAGAUGGCGGAGGAGAGCGGGUUGAGGGGUCGGAAGAAUUCCAAGCGGAAUUGUGAAAACAACGCAUAUCACCCAGGUUAUUCUGGAGUGGAAGAUGUCCCCAUCAAUUCAUUUGAGGAUCCCGUUCUGCAGUCUAGGCCUGUCCAGAUUGUCCUUGCCCAUGAAGAUGACCACAGUUUUGAGCUGGCCGAGGAGGCUUUAGAGAGGAUUCUUAUGCAGGAGCGCAUCCGAGAUCUCAAUGUGGUGGUGGUGUCGGUGGCUGGUGCUUUCCGGAAGGGCAAGUCCUUCCUGCUGGAUUUCAUGUUGCGUUACAUGUACAAUCAGGAGAGCAGUCUUUGGCUUGGUGGAAAAGAAGAUCCAUUAACAGGGUUCACGUGGAGAGGUGGAUGUGAGCGAGAGACCACUGGCAUCCAGGUGUGGAGUGAGAUAUUUGUUGUUGAGAAGCCUGAUGGCAGCAAGGUUGCUGUGCUGUUAAUAGACACUCAGGGAGCCUUUGACAGUCAGUCCACCAUCAAAGACUGUGCCACAGUGUUUGCUUUAAGUACAAUGAUCAGUUCAGUGCAAGUCUAUAACUUGUCUCAGAACAUUCAAGAAGACGACCUUCAGCAUCUGCAGCUCUUCACAGAAUAUGGACGGCUUGCAAUGGAGGAAAUCUACCAGAAGCCAUUUCAGACGCUUAUGUUUCUCAUAAGAGAUUGGAGUUUCCCAUAUGAACACCCAUAUGGCCUGAAAGGAGGAAUGAGCUUCUUAGAGAAGAGGUUACAGGUCAAACAAAAACAGCAUGAAGAGCUCCAGAAUGUGAGAAAACACAUUCACUCCUGCUUCUCCAAUAUCAAAUGCUUCUUACUGCCACACCCGGGUCUUAAAGUUGCAACAAAUCCAAACUUUGAUGGAAGGUUAACAGAUAUAGAUGAUGAGUUUAAAAUAGAGCUGGAGAAGCUGGUGCCGUUAAUUCUGGCUCCCGAGAAUUUGGUGGAAAAAGAAAUUAAUGGAUCUAAAGUGACUUGUAGGGAUCUUGUGGAGUACUUCAAGGCGUACAUGAAGAUUUACCAAGGUGAGGAAUUGCCUCAUCCCAAAUCUAUGCUUCAGGCAACAGCAGAAGCUAACAAUCUUGCUGCCGUUGCUGGAGCAAAGGACUUGUAUGGCAAAAGUAUGGAGCAGGUUUGUGGUGGUGACAAGCCUUACAUUGCACCUUCCGAUUUGGAAGCCAAGCACCUGGAUUUGAAAGACUCCGCUGUCCGACAGUUCCGGUCUGUGAAGAAAAUGGGUGGUGAGGAGUUUUGUCGGCGGUACCAGGAGCAGCUGGAGACAGAAAUCGAGGAGACCUAUGCAAACUUUAUUAAGCACAAUGACAGCAAAAAUAUCUUCUAUGCUGCUCGCACACCUGCAACGCUCUGCGCUGUAAUGUUCUUCAUGUACAUCGUCUCUGCAGUGACUGGCUUUGUUGGAGUGAGCUCCAUAGCUACCCUAUGUAACUUUAUAAUGGGAGUGGCACUACUGGCCCUCUGUAUCUGGGCAUAUGUGAAAUACUCUGGGGAGUUUCGAGAAAUCGGAACCAUCAUCGAUCAGAUUGCAGAAACCAUAUGGGAACAGGUGUUGAAGCCUUUGAGUGAUCAGCUCAUGGAGGACAACAUAAGACAGACUGUGGCCAACUCCAUUAAAGCUGGCCUGACUGAUCAGGUCACACAAAAUGCCAAAUUAAAAAUGAACUGAUGGGCGCCCCCAAAACCCCACCAUACCCACCCCAUUGACCUGGCCUGCCUGACCUCGAGUGCUGCCUGUAGACUAAUGGACUCUGUGAACCAAAGUUUACAAAGCUGACGUUUCAAAAAGGCUUUGGAGGAAACCGCCGACGACUCAGAAGAUGACCUGCCGGCUGCAGUCCUUCAGGGCACUCGUGGUGGUCUUCUCGUUUUCACCCGGGUGCACGAUGUUGACAUGUGACCAGUGAGUCCCACUCGGACCUCCUACAGCUUUCCUUUUCCUUCGCCCACCGUGGAUUAGUCCAUUUGUGAAGUUUUAAUUGGACGAUGACGACGAGCUUUAGCCAUUUUUUUUUUUCUUUCUGAAAAAUUGCACUGGAGUCGCGUAAAAGGCAAUUUCAGGGAAAGGCAGCCAAUCACUGCUUUGUGUAUCUUUUGAAAUUAAAAAGGCAUCCGUAGAAAUGAUUGAAAUACAAAUCAUCAACCUCCUCCUCCUCCUCCCGAUUGUCUCCAAAUUGUAUUUGUAUCUCGUCAGUCAGCCGCUGCAAUUUUAUUUGAAUUCUCCUUUAGCGUCAGCCUGCCAGUUUUUAGCCAUUUUGCACGUAGUGACGUCCACACCGCGCACGUGGCAGGGAGUGAACGCUGGCGGCGGGGAGAACUUUGAGAUCACAUUGCCUUGCCUCUUCUUCUUCUUUUUUUUUUUUUUAAGUUUUUAUUUUUAAUCUGUAAAUGUGCCCUAAAGGUAUAAGAAGUGACUUUCGGGUUUUUGUUUUCUGUAAUAUAAAAGUAAAGGGCAUUGGAUAUGCCAACGUUUUAACAACAAUUCCAUCCAAACUGACGUCCGUCUGUACAGUGUGCUUACCGUCAGUUUUUCUAUCCGAUUAAUAGGGCAUGUAUAUUUAACUAUAAAUAUAUAAAUACAGAUUUUGUAUCAAAAGUUUUGUAGUUUAUUGGAAAUCCUGGUUCCGUGGUAGGCUCAAGUACAGUUUCCGUAACGGAAUGUUUUUUGUGGUCAAUGUCCUAAUGUGAGAAUGCAUUUAAAAUUGGAGUUUUUGAUAUUUUUGUCAUAUAACCAACCUGCCUCCAGCACUGAGAUUCCACCCCGCCUCUGGCAAAGCAAUGGGAAUGUUAAAUAGUUGAACUUGAUUUGUCCUUGCAUUUUAAACUUUAUUCCUGUAAUUUAUUUUUCAAUACAUAAUUAAAUCAAACGAUAUAGUAUCA
Polypterus senegalus (gray bichir) is the source of this 2994-nucleotide messenger RNA. RefSeq names its product atlastin GTPase 2 (gene atl2). NCBI's taxonomy places the organism in Eukaryota, Metazoa, Chordata, Cladistia, Polypteriformes, Polypteridae. Gene Ontology annotation, molecular function: GTP binding; GTPase activity. Gene Ontology annotation, biological process: endoplasmic reticulum organization; protein homooligomerization. Bases 74 to 1783 code for a protein of 569 amino acids. The transcript is spliced from 13 exons. The record is from RefSeq and is a predicted model, not a curated record.